UCCACCUGCCAUCCCCGAGCGCCGCCAGCCCUGGGGCGUGCCCCGGCCGCCCCGUCUCCCCUCCCAGGGAGCAGCAUCCCUAGGCUGGCUGGUGUCUCCCGGGAGGCAGCUGCCAGGGGCUGGCUCGCUCCCAACCAAGCUGAAGCGAGGAGCCAGCUCGCUCCCGUCUCCACCCACAGUAAAACGUAAUGGCUGCAACUGUGUUUACCUGUAGUGUAAUCCUAGUGUUUCUGUCUUCAGUGAAGGCAGAGGAAUGCAUGGUACAUGAUGUGCUGCAUAGUCAAAAUUUGGUAUCUGUACUGGCAGGAGAACCGCUUACUAUUGAUUGUUUAUUAGAUAAAAUGUUGGCUCUUCAGCACAUGAAUUACAGCUUGACUUGGUAUAAAAGUGGGAGAAAAAUGCCUGUAACUCAAGUGAAACUUUCCAGAAUACAUCAGCACAAGAACUUGCUUUGGUUUAUGCCUGCAAUUUUAGAAGACUCAGGAUCCUAUGAGUGUGUCAUGUGGAAUUUAACAAGCUGCAACAAAAUAUAUUUCAGUGUAACAGUUUUCAAAAAUACUGCUGGUUUGUGUUUUAAUGGGGAUUUUCUCUAUGCUCAAGAGAUAUCCGCAUCAUCAAAUGAAAAGAUUGUGUGUCCUCAUCUAGACCAUUUCAGAGAUGAGAAAAAUACUUUACCCAUUCACUGGUAUAAGGAAUGUAAUCUGAUUGACAAUGAAAGAUUUCUAAGUUGGGAUGAUGAUCUCAUAAUAAAUAGUGCAAAUGUAAAUGAUUCAGGAAAUUACUCAUGCAAAAUGACAUAUAAUUAUAUGGAAAAAGAAUAUAACAUUUCACGAAACAUUUAUGUAACUGUUAUAGAGACCCCACUGAGGAAGAAAACUGAAAUUCUUUAUCCAAGAAACAACACAAUUGAAGUGGAACUUGGAUCCAAUGUUAUCGUGGACUGCAAUGUAUCAAGUUCUAAAGAUAAUUCAAUUGGAAUAUCCUGGAGAGUCAAUAAUACUUUAGUCAAUUUUUUGUUUAUGGGGAGAGUCCAAGAGGGAAAUCAAGAAGAUUCUUUCCCAGAUAGGUACUUAUUCUCUACAGUGACGCUCAACAUCACAGAAGUGAAGCAAGAGGAUUAUGGACAUGAGUUUGUGUGUCAUGCUGGUGAAGUUGCAGCCUACAUUGCAUUAAGACAGCCAGUUCGAAAUUUUCAGGGAUACUUGAUUGGAGGACUCAUUGCACCAGUGUUUGUAAUAAUUGUUGCCAUAUUAAUCUACAAGUAUUUCAAGGUUGACAUUGUGCUCUGGUAUCGAAAAUCGUGUCGUCCCUUUCUGAAUAAAGAAGUUUCAGAUGGGAAGAUUUAUGACGCAUAUGUAUUGUAUCCAAAAAUCAACAAAGUAGAUUGCAUCUACACACCAGAUAACUUUGUGCUAAAGCUGCUUCCUCAGGUUUUAGAGAGACAGUGUGGAUAUAAUCUGUUUAUACUUGGAAGAGAUGAUUUACCAGGAAAAGCUCUGGUCAAUGUUGUUGAUGAAACCAUUAAACAAAGCAGAAGGCUUAUAAUUGUGUUAGUACCAGAAUCAUCAAGUUGCAGUUUGUUAGAGGAUAUCUUUGAACAGCAACUGGCUGUGUACAAUGCUCUUAUCCGGGAUGGAAUUAAAGUUAUUCUGAUUGAGCUAGAUAAAAUAAAGGACUAUGCGAACAUGCCAGAAUCAAUUAAAUACAUUAAGCAAAAGCAUGGGGCCAUCAGAUGGAAAGGAGACUUCACAGAGAAAUCUCAUUCAGCAAAUACUAAAUUUUGGAAAAAUGUCAGAUACCGAAUGCCACCCAGAUGUCCAACUUUUUCAGAACUACACUUGCUGCCAACAGCCUUGAACACCUUUCAAACCACAGAAAGAUGAGGCAUGUGUCACUUUAAUGGCCCUGGGCAGCUCCAUUUUGAAGGCUGUUUUGAUGGAUUUUGUUAGAAUGCUGAUUGUGUACAUGGUAAAUGGAUGAUUUCACUUAAAACCUUUUAGGACUGCAUUCACAGGUUAAAGAAAGCUAAUUCUCAUUCCUCUGUGCAGAGCUAGCCAGCAGGAUACACAGACGUAUUCCUUCAAUGUUAUAUUAAUGGCAAUAUUAGAAUGAUGACAGCAGAAAAGAAGCACUGAACACACCAGAAACCUCUGGAGAAAAAAUAAGCUUUUGAAAGGACACUUAAGAACCUUUUUGAACAGUGUGCUUCUAGAAAAAAAUAUAUUCAAGCAGAUUAAGUAUAAUGAAUAUUCUGGUAUCUUUUAUGUUAACUGGGUCCAGAUUUAUAUUGAAUUUUGUU
Chelonoidis abingdonii (Abingdon island giant tortoise) is the source of this 2299-nucleotide messenger RNA. RefSeq names its product interleukin-1 receptor-like 2. Gene Ontology annotation, biological process: regulation of inflammatory response; signal transduction. NCBI's taxonomy places the organism in Eukaryota, Metazoa, Chordata, Testudines, Testudinidae. Gene Ontology annotation, molecular function: interleukin-1, type I, activating receptor activity. The record is from RefSeq and is a predicted model, not a curated record.